Molecule: messenger RNA, 363 nt
Organism: Laccaria bicolor S238N-H82
Lineage: Eukaryota; Fungi; Basidiomycota; Agaricomycetes; Agaricales; Hydnangiaceae
Exons: 10
Coding region: 1-363 (120 amino acids)
Source: RefSeq, a predicted model, not a curated record
AUGACAUUCAUCAUCGUCCAUCAUCUCAUUGCCAUGCUGCUGGCUUACCUGGGCCUUCCGCUCACCAUCGUCUCCACCCAUCAUCCAUGGUCAUUUGUCUGCUUUUUGAGACUACAAAAGUUAGUAGUGUCUGCUUUUUCAGACUACAAUGUGUCUGCAUUUUCGGACUACAAUGUGUCUGCUUUUUCAGACUACAAUGUGUCUGCAUUUUCGGACUACAAUGUGUCUGCUUUUUCAGACUACAAUGUGUCCGCUUUUUCAGACUACAAAAUGUCCGCUUUUUUCAUUACAAAAGUUAAUAAUGUUCGCUUUUUGAGACUACAAAAUGUGGUCAUUGGGGAUAUGAUUGAAGGAUUGGGAUGA